Molecule: messenger RNA, 555 nt
Organism: Paramecium sonneborni
Lineage: Eukaryota; Ciliophora; Oligohymenophorea; Peniculida; Parameciidae
Source: the annotation of a GenBank genome assembly
AUGAAUUACAAUGAUCCAUAAUUUACAUUAUUGAAUAUUGAUGAUGAUUAUGAAGUUAAGAAUAAAUAAUAGAGCAAUGAUGUGAAUCUUGAACCUUGGAAUGGGAAUUCUGACAAAAUAUUUAUAGCAAAGAAGUAAUUACAAUUACCAAAAAAUAUUAACUAUAAAAUAAAGACUCCAUCAAGAACAACAACUUAAUAACGUAGACGUUCAAUAGAAACAUUUUAUCCAUCUAAUUAGGAAAGUUGUCCAAAAAUAGAUACAAAGACUCCUACUCAAUCAUUUUAGAUGACUAGUUUAUCACCUAGAAAAAAUUCAACUCAUUAAUAUAAACAAAGUUGUUUGAAAAUGAUGUUCAAGAGAUAAAUUUAAUCAAAUUCAUUAAAUUGGGCUGACUAUUAUAGGCUUGUUUAAAGAAACCAUAAUCAAUAAGUUGCAAAUUAUAACCUUGUAGGUUAUAAUAUAUAACCAUUAAGAUUAGAGGAUAGAUAAAAUUUAUUCAAUAAAUUUAGAAUAAAAAUAAAAUAAAAUUCUAAAAGUAAAACUGAUUGUUGA